AGCGACGUCUAUUGAUUUGCGCGCGCAUUAUUAUCAAUAAUGGCGUCGUCCAUGAUUCGAAAAUGAUGUUCAGAAAUAGUUUUAAAUAUUACAAAAGUCGAAAGCCAUUUCCCGACUUGAAAGAUGUAAUCGAUUUAAACAAUCCAAAAUGUAGCAGAGUUAUCGGUUUUAGAGGAAAAUUGUUGAACACAGAAUCUGAACAUGAAGUAGGAUUAAAACCAGUUAGAGAUUGGAAAGUUUUUGAAUUUGUAGAUAUUCCGGGACUUAUCAUUAUAAAAAAUCCAUUUAACAAUAGCGCACAACGGUAUUGGAUUAUUCAGGCUUUAAAAUAUUACUCAAGAAAACCAUCCAAAUUAAAUUUGGAUGCGCAUGAUCUUUUAAAAGAGGAUGAACUUUGGUGGGAUGUAUGUUUUGGACAAUCUAAAAGAGCUAAACAAUUAAUACCAAAAUUAAGAUGGGCAACAUUGGGAUAUCAUCACAAUUGGGAAACAAAAUUAUAUUCUGAAACAAAUAAAACAGAAAUGCCUGCUGAUUUGUCAUUAUUGGCUUCAGUUUUGGCACAAAGUUUAGGAUAUAUGAAUUUUAAAGCUGAAGCAGCAAUAGUUAAUUAUUAUAGAAUGAACUCUACCUUAGGUGGUCAUGUUGAUCAGUCUGAAAUUGAUACUGAUGCACCUUUGAUCUCUAUAAGUUUUGGUCAGACUGCAGUAUUUUUAAUUGGGGGACUUACACAAGAUGAAGAAGCUGAUGCUAUGUAUUUGCAAAGUGGAGAUGUACUAAUAAUGUCUGGAAGCUCGCGUUUAAGGUACCAUGGAGUGCCAAAAAUUUUACCAGUUAACAAUGCACCAUGGGAUGAUGAAGAAGCAAAUGAUAAUAAUCAAUAUUGUAAAUGGGAUCAAGAGGACUGGAACAAAGCAAAAACUUAUAUUUCAGAAGCUAGAGUGAAUAUGACUGUGAGACAAGUAUUAAAACCUGGACAGUUAACUGUAUCAUAAAAUAUUGUACAAAGUUUCCUUGUAUAGUUUUAUUAAAAAUACUUAUAUCAA
Molecule: messenger RNA, 1043 nt
Organism: Osmia lignaria (orchard mason bee)
Lineage: Eukaryota; Metazoa; Arthropoda; Insecta; Hymenoptera; Megachilidae
Gene: AlkB
Product: alpha-ketoglutarate-dependent dioxygenase AlkB
Biological process (GO): oxidative RNA demethylation
Cellular component (GO): nucleus; cytoplasm
Molecular function (GO): oxidative RNA demethylase activity; broad specificity oxidative DNA demethylase activity; ferrous iron binding
Source: RefSeq, a predicted model, not a curated record